AUGGUCCUGCCCUGCGCCCUGGUGGCUGUCCUCCUAGCUGCCGGCCACGCAGCCAACCCUUGCUGCUCAAACCCCUGUCAGAACAGAGGAGUAUGCAUGACAACAGGAUUUGAUCAGUAUGAAUGUGACUGUACAAGGACAGGGUAUUACGGGGAAAACUGUACCACACCGGAAUUCUUCACAUGGCUGAGGCUAACAUUGAAACCUUCACCAAAUACUGUCCACUACAUCCUUACCCACUUCAAAGGAGCCUGGAGUAUCAUCAACAACAUACCCUUCUUACGCGAUGCUAUUAUGAGAUAUGUAUUAACAUCAAGAUCACACUUGAUCGACAGCCCACCAACUUACAACAGUGAUUAUAAUUACAAAAACUGGGAAGCUUAUUCCAACCUUUCCUAUUACACAAGAAGCCUUCCACCAGUAGGACUUGACUGUCCAACACCAAUGGGUGUGAAAGGUAAGAAAGAGCUCCCAGAUUCCAAGCUGAUUGUGGAAAGGUUUUUGCUAAGGAAAAAAUUUAUUCCUGACCCACAAGGCACAAAUGUGAUGUUCACAUUCUUUGCCCAACACUUCACUCAUCAGUUCUUCAAGACGGACCACAAGAAAGGACCUGGCUUCACCAAAGCUCUCGGCCAUGGGGUUGACUUGAACCAUAUUUAUGGAGAGACUCUGGAGAGGCAACUUAAACUGAGACUUCUGAAGGAUGGAAAGCUAAAAUACCAGAUGAUUGAUGGAGAAAUGUACCCACCAACAGUGAAGGACACUCAGGCAGAGAUGAUCUACCCUCCUCACAUACCAGAACACUUGCAGUUUUCUGUUGGGCAGGAGGUGUUUGGCUUGGUCCCAGGCUUAAUGAUGUAUGCUACAAUAUGGCUGAGGGAACACAACCGGGUCUGUGACAUCCUGAAACAGGAGCAUCCGGAGUGGGAUGAUGAGCAGCUGUUCCAAACUACUAGACUCAUAUUGAUAGGAGAGACAAUCAAGAUCGUUAUUGAGGACUAUGUACAACACUUGAGUGGCUACCACUUCAAACUCAAGUUUGAUCCUGAGUUGCUGUUCAACCAGCGAUUUCAAUACCAGAACCGAAUUGCAGCUGAAUUUAAUACUCUCUACCACUGGCACCCACUUCUGCCUGACACUUUCCAAAUACAUGACCAGGAGUACACUUUUCAGCAGUUCCUCUACAACAACUCCAUAAUGCUGGAACAUGGCCUUUCCCAUAUGGUGAAAUCUUUCUCCAAGCAAAGUGCUGGCAGGGUUGCUGGUGGGAAAAAUGUUCCUGCUGCAGUACAGAAAGUAGCGAAGGCUUCAAUUGACCAAAGCAGACAAAUGAGAUACCAGUCCUUGAACGAGUACAGGAAACGCUUCAUGUUGAAACCAUUCAAAUCAUUUGAAGAACUUACAGGAGAAAAAGAAAUGGCAGCUGAACUGGAAGAGCUUUAUGGAGACAUUGAUGCUAUGGAGCUGUACCCAGGCCUUCUUGUAGAAAAGCCACGACCAGGUGCCAUCUUUGGUGAAACAAUGGUGGAGAUUGGAGCACCAUUUUCUCUGAAAGGACUCAUGGGAAAUGCUAUCUGCUCCCCUGAGUAUUGGAAGCCUAGCACCUUUGGUGGAAAAGUUGGAUUUGAAAUAAUCAAUACUGCAUCCUUACAGAAGCUCAUCUGCAACAAUGUGAAAGGCUGUCCGUUCACAGCUUUCCACAUCUUAAAUCCUGAACCCACAGAGGCAACUAUUAAUGUUAGUACCUCAAAAACAGCAAUGGAAGACAUCAAUCCCACACUACUACUGAAAGAACGAUCUGCUGAGUUGUAAAAAUCCAUCUAUUUAUUUAUUUAACUAUAUAAUUUAUUCUAUUUAUGGCU
Molecule: messenger RNA, 1862 nt
Organism: Nestor notabilis (Kea)
Lineage: Eukaryota; Metazoa; Chordata; Aves; Psittaciformes; Psittacidae
Gene: PTGS2
Product: prostaglandin-endoperoxide synthase 2 (prostaglandin G/H synthase and cyclooxygenase)
Exons: 10
Coding region: 1-1812 (603 amino acids)
Biological process (GO): cyclooxygenase pathway; response to oxidative stress
Cellular component (GO): neuron projection; cytoplasm
Molecular function (GO): heme binding; peroxidase activity; prostaglandin-endoperoxide synthase activity
Source: RefSeq, a predicted model, not a curated record